This is a messenger RNA of Vicia faba (fava bean), 855 nucleotides long. Lineage: Eukaryota; Viridiplantae; Streptophyta; Magnoliopsida; Fabales; Fabaceae. The record is from the annotation of a GenBank genome assembly.
AUGUCAAAUAGAGACACCAUUCUGGAACCUCUUCUUCAUGUCCUUGAUCCCAUUUCAUUGAUCCUUAAUCAUAAUUCAAAUUCCGACCAACCCUGUCCUCUUAGGUUCACCUCUAUAGAAGAUAGCUUCAUUAUGGAGAGAGGACCCAAUUAUAAUGCCUAUGCUGAAUUUAGGGAAAAGAGGUUGCGUUUAAGGUGUUUGAUGGAAGUUCAAGAAGAGAAUUUGGAGAUUGAAGUUGAACCAGCAAAAGUUGCUACUACAAUAACGAAACAGGUUAGGUUUCAAGAAGAAAAUUUUGAGAUUGAAUCACAAAAACUUGUAGCCCCAACAAGGAAAAAUGUUAAGUUUCACAGUGGAUUAGCUUAUGGGAGAAGAGGGUCUCUUGAAAAAGAAGUAAAAUUUGAGAUUGAACAACCGAAACUUGUAGCCCCAACAAGGAAAGAGGUUAAGUUUCAAGGUGGAGUAGCUAGUGAGGGGAGAAAAGGGUCUUAUGCUGUUGCUCAAUCUGUGCCUGAUUUCUCUGCAGUAUUGAGGAAAGAAAAUAGGAAACCGUCGAAUUUUCUGCCGUCAGUGAUGGAGACGAAGACACCGCCUUCUUCCAAGAGUAGUUUCUAUAAGGAUAAUAACAUGGCGGGAUCAAGUUCAAGAGGAAGUAAGACAGAGAGUGCAAAGGAGAAGAAGAAAACGAUUGGCGGUGGCGGCGGUGUUUUGAUGGCAAGGAAGAGUUAUGCUAGCUUGGAUGAGCUUAAGAGUUUGUCUUCUGCUACUGCCAUUGCCAUCAAUGGUGAAGGUAGAGGAGGAAGGAAUGGUAGAGUUUCGAGGAAGACAGUUUCUUCGUUUCACAAACAGUUUUGA